Molecule: messenger RNA, 794 nt
Organism: Fomitiporia mediterranea MF3/22
Lineage: Eukaryota; Fungi; Basidiomycota; Agaricomycetes; Hymenochaetales; Hymenochaetaceae
Exons: 5
Coding region: 67-594 (175 amino acids)
Biological process (GO): intracellular sterol transport
Molecular function (GO): sterol binding
Source: RefSeq, a predicted model, not a curated record
GCUGUUCCUUGCAUCCUCCCCUAGUAGACUAUCGUCCACGACCUUCACUCUACGACUAGAGACGACAUGAAGUUCUUGUCACUUUUACUUGCUACACUAGCGCCGCUGUGUGCAAUGGGCGCUUCGGUUGUGUUGCAAGAGAAUGGCGUACAACUGCAGGAUGAGCCAGUGAAGAUCCAGGAAGGCUGGGACUGGCAAGACUGUGGCGACUCCACUGACCCGAUCCAGAUCAAGUCUAUUGAGGUGUCACCCGAUCCUCCAAAGCCUGGUCAGGACAUGACUGUGAAAGUAACAGCGUACGCCCAAGAGCGUAUCGAGGAGGGAGCGUAUGCAGAUGUGCUGGUGAAGAUCGGUGUCAUCAAGCUAUUGGAGAAACGUUUCGACUUGUGCGAGGAAGCACGGAAUGCGCAGACGGAUGUACAGUGCCCUGUUAAUGAAGGAGACUAUGUCGUAGAGCAGACAGUUGCAUUACCAAAGGAGGUCCCGAGAGCCAAGUUCCUAGUACAAGUCAGGGGAUAUACCAAGGACGACGACAACUUAGUCUGUACCGACAUCACUGUCGACUUUAGGCCGAAGUUCCCGCAUAUCUGGUGAUGGAUUCGUGGUGCGAGUGAUGAAGUUCAUAUACGCUUUGAUGGUUUCAUUUAGUCUGCCCACUCGGCCCCGAUGAGUAUACCAGCACAUUGACACAUGCCCUGUAUAUAUUUCUUGCAAUAAUCUCAUGACUGACCAGUACCUUUAUUACAAUAGUACUUAUACGUGUCCGAGCAUAUUGUCAAGCUUUGACGCAGAUC